UGCGCGCGUCGACACAAGAGAACCUGCCAGCGACCAUGAACAUGCAAGACACGGACGCCCAGCGCCAAGCAUGGGAGGCCGAACAGGCAGAGAUGAAAUGCGCCAUGAACAUGACGAGCACCGUGGACGAGAGCCGCCUCACCCGCGUCGGCGGCGUCGAUAUCUCGUUCCUCAAGGGCACCAAUGACGCCUGCGCAACCCUUGUUGUCCUUUCGUAUCCCGACCUCAAGGUGCUUUGUGAAGCCUCUUGCUACACAAACCUGACGCUGCCCUACAUCCCAACGUUCCUUGGCUUUCGUGAGCUACCGGCGCUCCUACCCCUCUUCGACUUGAUCCCAGAGGACCUGCAGCCGCAGCUCGUCUUUGUCGAUGGCAACGGGCGACUGCAUCCGCGUGGCUUUGGCAUUGCGUCGCACUUGGGCGUGGUCAAGACGCUGCCGACGAUUGGCGUUGCCAAGACGUUUCUGAACGUCGACGGUCUCGCCAAGUCCCAUGUUCGCGCGCUCGUCGAGGACGCCAAGGCGAUCCAGCGCGACGACUCGACCAACGACGACGUGGUCGUACCGCUGCGUGGCGAGUCGGGCACGGUAUGGGGCUCGGCGCUGUGCACGAAAGGCAUUCAAAACCCUAUCUACGUUUCGAUUGGUAAUCUUAUUACACUCGAGCAAGCGGUCGCGCUCACGCAGGCAACGUCGCUCUUCCGCGUACCCGAGCCGAUUCGACAAGCCGACUUGCGAUCGCGCGCCAUCAUUCGAGCAUGGGAAGCCGACGGUGUCGACACGGGCUUUUGCGCUUACACGGGUCCCUAAGCUCGACUGCGCUGGUUUCGUUGGCGUGACUAUCAAGUGGCUUGAUAAUAAAGAUCCGAUUCUAGAAAUUUCUCGAAUGUACGUCGCGGUAUAAAACCAAUCAAAUCGACGGGCGCCA
This is a messenger RNA of Saprolegnia diclina VS20, 927 nucleotides long. RefSeq lists its product as hypothetical. Gene Ontology annotation, cellular component: nucleolus; cytoplasm. Bases 36 to 809 code for a protein of 257 amino acids. The record is from RefSeq and is a predicted model, not a curated record. Gene Ontology annotation, biological process: DNA repair. NCBI's taxonomy places the organism in Eukaryota, Oomycota, Saprolegniomycetes, Saprolegniales, Saprolegniaceae. The transcript has 4 exons. Gene Ontology annotation, molecular function: RNA endonuclease activity producing 5'-phosphomonoesters, hydrolytic mechanism; single-stranded RNA binding.